AUGAAGUUCUCUGCCCUCGCCGCCGCCGCCGCCGUCUUCGGCUCUGCUGCCGCUGCCAACAAGGCUGUCGUCAUCAACGACUGUGACACUGCCAUCUAUGUCCAGUCCGUUCCCUUCAACGGCGGCGCUCCUGGCCCCUUGACCACCCUCAAGCCUGGCCAGCGAUUCUCUGAGGACCUCCGCACCUCUGGCUCUACCAUCAAGAUUGCCGACACCCGAACUCUCAACAAGCCUCUCUUCUUUGGCUACUCCUCCGACGCCAACAACGUCUACUACGAGCUCAACACUCAGUACGGCAACCCCUUCGCCAGCCAGCACAACAUCCUCAACCCUGGUGAUGGCUGCCAGAAGUUCGACUGCAAGGCUGGUGACGCCAAGUGCUACAGCACCCCCAGCAGCAAGAAGAACUACAGCUGCCCUAACCCCGUCACCCUCUACGCCAAGAUCUGCGCCAAGUAA
This is a messenger RNA of Fusarium graminearum PH-1, 459 nucleotides long. RefSeq lists its product as uncharacterized. The transcript has a single exon. NCBI's taxonomy places the organism in Eukaryota, Fungi, Ascomycota, Sordariomycetes, Hypocreales, Nectriaceae. The record is from RefSeq and is a predicted model, not a curated record. The coding region runs from base 1 to 459 and encodes 152 amino acids.